This is a messenger RNA of Trichosurus vulpecula (common brushtail), 6022 nucleotides long. RefSeq names its product treacle ribosome biogenesis factor 1 (gene TCOF1). Gene Ontology annotation, molecular function: protein binding. The transcript is spliced from 30 exons. NCBI's taxonomy places the organism in Eukaryota, Metazoa, Chordata, Mammalia, Diprotodontia, Phalangeridae. The record is from RefSeq and is a predicted model, not a curated record. The coding region runs from base 82 to 5526 and encodes 1814 amino acids.
CCGGAGCCGAGCUGUGCCAACCCUUCCGCCCUCGUGCGACCCGGACCUCGCAGCACCCGCCGCUGUCCAGCCGCUACAGAAAUGACCGAAGCCCAGAAGCGGAGGGAGCUGCUCCCGCUCAUCCACCACCAUCUGGUGCAGGCUGGCUACGUGAGGGCGGCGCGGGAGGUGAAGCUGCAGAGCGGCCAGAAAACUUUCCCAGCACAAUCAGUGACGCUUCUGGACAUCUAUACCCACUGGCAACAAACUUCAGAAGUUGCCAAGAAACGCAAGGCAGAAGAAGCAAUUGGAGAUAUUCCCUAUAAGGUCAGAGUGUCUGAUCCUACAAGCAGCUCUGAGAGCUCAGAGGAGGAAAAGGAACAAGAGAGAGUGGGGAAAACAGUAAAAAUCACCAAAGUGCCAUACUCCAACUCUGUAUCUGUGACAAAGGACACCCAAUUCAAGAAUUCACUGUCAAAACCUAAGGAGAAUGUCAAGACGAAGAAUAAGAAAGGAACCACUAAGACCGUGGUGACCUCAGCAUCAUACCCUGACCCCCUUGAAGCACAAAUCACGUCUGGAAAGCCAGGCCUAACGGUGUCGGUGCAGUCCCCUUCCAAAAAGUCCCCAGGAGCCCCCAGAAAGCAGGCAGCACAGCCUCCGAACAGUAGCUUGACCACACACAGGGAGGAAAAGAUCACUUCCCCUGUUGUUAAGCCAGUUUCGAAACCUGCCCCAAUGCCUCCGGACAAGAAGACGGAGACCAGCAGCAGUGAGGACUCCUCAUCGGAUGAGACAGAUAUAGAGAUGGAGAAAGCAAUGGGAACUCCCCAGGGCAACUCUGCCUUGGUGAGAGGUGACUCUGCUGCCUCAGUUCCCACCAAGGGGUCCCAGGAGAAAGUAGUCACCCCAUCUCCUGGGAGAUUAGUGACUGAACCUCCAACAGCCAAGGAGAAGAGUCCAGAAGAGACUUCUGAGAGCAGUGAUGAGUCCGAGAGUGAUGAGGAUGCCCCAUCACCCCAGGGACAGAUACAGGAAGUGAAAACGCCUCAUCUCGGCGCAGUACCGGGGAGAGUAGGCAAUACCAUUCCAACCACAGGGAAAAUCGUCACUCCAUCCUCCAAACCGAAUUUGGGGCUGCCCUCAAAGGCAGCUACAGCCCAGAAGGCAGAGGAGAGUUCAGAGACCAGUGAGGAGUCAGAAAGUGAAGAGGAGGAUGCGUUGUUUCAGAAGCAACCGGUUAAAACUGCCCCAGCCUCUGGUACCAAAGUAUCCCCAGGGAAAGGGGCCCUUCCUGUUCCUGGUAAGUCAGUGACUUCCAGCCUCCAGGCCAAGGUAGCAGAACCUGGAAAUCCAGAGACUAGUUCUGAGAGCAGUGAUGAAUCAGAGAGUGAUGAAGAAGCCUCAGCACCACAGGGACAGGAAAAAUCAUCUGUGAAGAUUCCCCAGGCCAAUGCCAUAACAGAAAAUCGAGUCCCUGCCCCUUCAAACCUCACUAAGGUGCCCCUGGGAAAAGGGGCCCUCCAGGCCAAGCUAGGACCCUCAGCCAAUGUACCAGGAUUCAGUUUUCCAGAGACUAGUUCUGAUAGCAGUGAGGAUUCAGAGAGUGAAGAGGACGUCAUAGUACCCCAGAGACAGGGAAAAUCAUCAGGGAAGUCUCCCCAAGCCAGUGCUACACCAGCGAAAGGGCCCCUUCUUGCUGCUGGAAAACCAAUAACUUCAGCCCCCCAGGCCAAGACGGGGCCAUCAGCCCUCCAGGCCAAGACAGGGCCAUCAGCCCUCCAGGCCAAGACAGGGCCUUCAACCAUGGCAUUAGAACCUGGAAGUUCAGAGACUAGUUCUGAGAGCAGUGAGGAGUCAGAGAGUGAAGAAGAGAUCAAAGCACCUCAGGAAAAGGAAAAAUCACCAGUGAAAAUUUCCCAGGUUAAUGCCAUUACAACAAAAGUUGCUCCUGCCCCAACCCAAGGGCCCCUGGGGAAAGAGCCCCUUUCUGUCCCUGGGAAGUCAGGGACUCUGACUUCUGGAGUCAAGGCACCAUCAGCUGCUGAGGCCUCUGGGUCAGAGAGCUCUGAGAGCAGCGAGGAGUCAGAAAGUGAAGAGGAAACCCCUACACUCCAGACCCAGGUGAAGCCUUCAGGGAAAGCUCUAGCCAAAGCCACCCCUGCCCCAUCAACUAAGAGCCCUCUUCACACUCCUGGGAGAACAGCGACUGCAGCUCCCAGUGCGCAGGUGAGACCUCUAGCCAAAGGAGUGGGAGCUGGAGGCUCAGAGGAGAGUUCUGAGAGCAGUGAGGAGUCUGAGAGCGAAGUGGAGACUCCUGCAUCCCAGGGACGGGUGAUAUCAUCUGUGAAAACUCCUCAGGUCAAAACCUCUCCUACCAAAGGGCCCUUGGGGAAGGGAGUUCUUCCAGCUCUGGGGAAGUUAGUUACUGCAGCUUCCAGUGCCAAGGGGACAUCUCUGGCCAAGGCAGUAGGGCCUGGGAAGCCAGAGGAGAGUUCUGAGAGCUCUGAGGAAACAGACAGUGAGAUUGUGGUACCUGCAUCCCAAGGACAGGUAAAGCCAGCAGUGAAAGCUCCACAAAUCAAUACCUCCUCACAGAAAGCAACCACUGUUACCUCCAUCUCCUCCAAGCACACUCAAGGGAGAGCGUCUGCUCCAGCUCCCUGGAAGUCAGGGACUGUGCCCCUCCAGGCCAAAGCAGCAGGACCUGGGAGACCCAAGGACACUUCUGAGAGCAGUGAGGAGUCAGAGAGUGAGGAGGAGACCCCAGCAUCCCAGGGACAGGCAAAGCCCACAGUGAAAGCUCCCCAAGUGGACACCCCUCCAAGGAAAGGGGUCCCUGUCACUCCUAUUUCUGCUAAGGGCACUCAGGGGAGAGUGUCUGCUCCAGCUGCCUGGAAGUCAGGGACUGUGCCCCCCCAGGCCAAAGCAGCAGGACCUGGGAGACCCAAGGACACUUCUGAGAGCAGUGAGGAGUCAGAGAGUGAGGAGGAGACCCCAGCAUCCCAGGGACAGGCAAAGCCCACAGUGAAAGCUCCCCAAGUGGACACCCCUCCAAGGAAAGGGGUCCCUGUCACUCCUAUUUCUGCUAAGGGCACUCAGGGGAGAGUGUCUGCUCCAGCUGCCUGGAAGUCAGGGACUGUGCCGACUGUGCCCCCCCAGGCCAAAGCAGCGGGACCUGGGAGACCCAAGGACAUUUCUGAAAGCAGUGAGGAGUCAGAGAGUGAGGAGGAGACCCCAGCAUCCCAGGGACAGGCAAAGCCCACAGUGAAAGCUCCCCAAGUGGACACCCCUCCAAGGAAAGGGGUCCCUGUGGCUCCUAUCUCUGCUAAGGGCACUCAGGGGAGAGUGUCUGCUCCAGCUGCCUGGAAGUCAGGGACUGUGCCGACUGUGCCCCCCCAGGCCAAAGCAGCAGGACCUGGGAGACCCAAGGACACUUCCGAAAGCAGUGAGGAGUCAGAGAGUGAGGAGGAGACCCCAGCAUCCCAGGGACAGGUAAAACCUGCAGUCACAGUUUCUCCAGGUUUGGAGGGAAAGAAAGGGACCACCAUAUCAUCUCCCAGAAAGUCAGCAGCGGCCUCCCUUCAGGUGGCGAAGGUAGAUUCCAGCAGCUCAGAUGACAGCUCCAGCAGCAGUGAUGAUUUGGUGAUCCCAGCAUCCCAAAGACAGGUAAAGCCAUCGGUCCAAGCCCCCCAGGGCAAAGUUGCUGAGAAGCCAACUGUCCCCCUCACCACAGUGGAGGAGACAUCAUCAGAGAGCACCGAGGACACCGAGAGUGAAGAAGAGGAUGUCCCAACUCCUCAGGGGCAGGUAAAAACUGCAGUGAAAAGUACUCAGGUCAAUGCAGCCUCAGGAAGAGAGAGCAAAAGCACACCAGCCUCAGGAAAGUCUGUGCCUUCAUCGAAGACCAUGAUAACAGGGCCUAUAGAGCAAGAGGAACAUUCUGAUAGCAGCAGCGAGGAAUCUGAAAGUGAAGAUGAAGUGGUCCUGGUGUUUCCAGGGCAGGUAAAACCUACCAUGAAGACUCCUGAGGUCACUGCACCCUUAGCAAGAAAGAAAGAGCCCACACCAGCCUCUGGGAAGUCUGUGACUCCAUCCCCCCAAACCCAGGUGGGGCCUCCGGCCAAGGUCAUUGGAACUGCAGUAUCAGAGGAGAGUUCUGACACCGGUGAUGAGUCUGAGAGUGAAGUGGUGAUCCCUGUGUCCCAGGAGCAGGUUUCAUCAGGGAAGAAGGAUGAGAAAUCCGGAAUUGCUAAGAACAGUGUGGGGAAAGUGUCUGCCGCAUCUCCAGACAAGCAGUUGGCUUCACCUGGUGCUACCAAGAGCCAGAAAUCAGAAGUUAGCAAUGGGGAGCCGCCAGCUGCCCAGACCAAGCAGGACAAGAAAUCUAAGCCUGCUGGGGGGACCCAAGCUUCCCAGGACAGCUUUUCUACGACCACUAGUAAUGGUAUGAAGAGUAAGCAAGAAGACUCAGACGUAGUCAAAGCAAAGCAGACACAAAAUCUAGGUCUUUCCCCUAAGGGCAGUGCUUCGGUGAAUGCAGAGAGCCUGGAGGAUUCUAGUGAAGAGGAAAUAAUAGAGCCUUCCCAGUCUAUUCUUUCAGCUUAUGCAUUUCCCAGUUCAUCUCUCCCUGUGUCCAUCAACCCUCAGCCACAGAAGUCACCUCCCAAGCAAAGACUUGCAGCACUUGCCUCUGCAGGCCCAGCCCUGCCAGCGUCUUCCAAAGGAGAUCCUCAGAGUGACAGCAGUGAUUCUGAGGCCGAGUGCGAGACAGAAUCGGUAGAGCAGCCUCCCCAAACUGGGAAAGAGUUGAAGACCUCAGUCUCUAGGCAUCAGGCGAUUAAGAAGUUCAGUCCAGACACAGUCAAUUGUAAACCUACCUCAUCCAAACAUGGGAUCAACAGUCAGAGUCCCGUAAAAUCUAUGGAUCCUUCCAACCUCCCUUCUCUAAUUCAACUCCAGAUAAGUGUUAAUGAGAACUCAGAGCUUAACAAUACAUCCCUCAACUCCAGGGCCUCUGGAAUGGGAACGCUCAGUGACCCAUCACAUCUAGAGAAGAAGAAAAAAAGUCCUGACUCUCAAAAGUCAGGCAAGGGGAGCAAGAAGCCAAAAUCAAAACGAAAACUGACAGAGGACAGCCCUGUUGCUAAAGCCCCCAAGAGCAAGAAGAAGAAGUUGAUGGGUGAAGUCCCUAAGGAAGGGGAGACGUUGCAAGAAAAGACCACUGAAACUCACAAGGUGGGGAAAAAAGAGAAAGGGAGUGGUGAUGCUAAAGGAAAGAAGCCAAAGGCAGCCCAUAGCUCCAAGAAGAACAAAGAGAAGCCUGAAGGAAACAUUACAGGCAUAGUGGGAGAAAGUGGAGAAACACUAGACACCAAGACCAAAAAGGAGAAGAAACAAAAAAAGAAAUCUGACAAGAAGAAGAAGGACAAGGACAAAAAGGAUAAGAAGAAGAAAAAGAAGUCCAUUUCCCAAAAUCCUGACCCUGCCUCAGUAUCCCUCCAGAAAGAGAAGAAAAAGAAAAAUAAAGUUAAACAAAUAGACUGAGAAGCAUUAAGCAGCAGGAUUUCUCUAGCCAAGUCUUGAAUGUCUGUGUCAACCUCUCACUUGGGGGAAAGAACCCAACCAAAUCCCAGCGUGACCUAUGAGCCAGUGGAUCCAGCAGGAGCACACUAGGGUAACGAGAGAGAGCACACCGCUCUUGAACGUGGCCCUAAUGAAUUGAGUGAUCUCCAUAGAGAUUAUGCCUAAUAUUUAUAUAUAUGUGUAUAUAUGUACAGUAUUUUUUAAAAGAGAGACUCUUCCCCUUCUCCCACUGACACUCCUAUUUCUAAAGGCCUUUGGUACUCCUUGGCUUCAGAACCUUUCCUUGCCCACUUUGCUUAGCUGUCCUUUGCCACCGCUGUCAUCGCCGAGGACAGACAGAGUUCAUUCUGAUGGAGUCUCAGUUUUAAGCAAGUGGCUACCUUUAAUUGAUUUUCCUGUGUCUGUUAACUUUUUACCUAACUUGUUUAUAAGGAACUCUGCAAAUUAAAAGAUUGGU